This is a messenger RNA of Mesocestoides corti, 3828 nucleotides long. The record is from the annotation of a GenBank genome assembly. NCBI's taxonomy places the organism in Eukaryota, Metazoa, Platyhelminthes, Cestoda, Cyclophyllidea, Mesocestoididae.
AUGGCAGUAGAUCAGUUUAGCUUCCUUUACGUUUCACAGGCAAUUUGGAAGGAUGCAGAGAUCGUCAGUAUGUCAGCAACAGCUGGCAACGAAACCAACUUUGGCCCGGCCCGUACCGUACGCAAGGGGAUGCUGCGCACCGUGAGCCAGCUCUACAAGGAGUCUCUAAUUCGUUUAAUGUCAGUUCUGCAGAACACAAACCCCAAUUUCGUUCGUUGCAUCAUUCCCAAUCACGAGAAGAAGGCCGGUCGGAUCGACGUACCAUUGGUUCUUGAUCAGCUUAAGUGCAAUGGUGUUCUCGAGGGAAUCCGAAUCUGCCGACAGGGCUUCCCUUCACGAGUACCCUUCCAAGAAUUUCGCCAACGAUAUGAAAUUCUCACACCCGACAUCAUCUCUAAGGGCUACAUGGACGGACGAAAGGCUGCCGAGCUAAUGGUUCAGCAUCUCGAAUUGAGUCCAGAGCUGUACCGCAUUGGCCAAAGCAAGAUUUUCUUCAAGGCUGGUGUUCUUGCCCAAUUGGAAGAGGAUCGUGACCUCCGUUUGACGGCAAUCAUGAUCAAUUUUCAGGCCCACUGCCGCUGUUACCUUGCCAAGAAGGCCGUUCAGCAACGCAUUCAGGAUAUUCAAGCCAUUCGUAUCAUUCAGCGUAACUGCGUUGCGUAUUUGAAGCUACGCAAUUGGUCUUGGUGGCGCCUCUUCACUAAGGUUCGCCCACUUCUCAGCGUCACUCGGCAGGAGGAAAUUGUAGCUGCUAAGGAGGAAGAGCUGCGAAACGUUCAAGAUGCCCUCAAUAAGACAUCUGCUGCUCUUACGGAAACUGGUGCAGCCUACGAAGAGGCACAGAAGAAACUUGUUGCGCUGGAAUCAGAACUGCAAAUCGAACACGAGUCAUUCAUUGCAGCGGAUGAACGCGAGAGGAAACUGAGAAUCGACUAUCAGGCCGCUUUGGAUGAAAUAACCGACCUUGAAACUCGUGAAAACGAGCUCAAACUCCUGACCUCUGAACUUGAGGCCCAGAAAAAGACCCUUUCUGAUCAGGUUACUGACAUUUCUGAUCAACUGGAAGCUGAGGAACAACACCGGCAAAAAUUGCAACUGGAGAAGGGUUCUCUCGAACAAACCGUCAAGGCGCUCAACGAGGACCAUGCCGCGCUUGAGGAUAAAUACUCCAAGUUGGAAAAAGAAAAGAAAUCGAUCGAAUCUCGCCUGGCCGAUUUGUCAAGUCACUUGACCGACGAAGAAGAGAAGUCCAAGCAGCUAAUGAAACUCAAAUCGAAGUAUGAGUCAAGCAUCUCGGAACUCGAGGAAAAGUUAUCCAAAGAACAGGCCUCGCGACAGGACCUAGAACGCGCAAAGCGACGGCUUGAGGCAGAGGUCUCAGAAAAGGCCGAACAAGGAGCUGAUCACUCUCGUCUGAUUGAUGAGUUGAAGCAGCAGUUGGCAAAUCUCGAGGUUGAACUCGCUAAGACUCAACAGAAACUAGAUGAAGAAUCUAUGGCAAAAACUGUUGCCAUGAAACAGCAUCGUGAGGCCGAGUCCACUGUUCAGGAGCUUCGAGAUGAUCUUGAUGCCGAAAAGGCGGCCCGUGACCGUGCGGAAAACCAAAAGCGGGACCUGAAGGAGGAGCUGGAGGCCCUUCGUCUCGAGCUCAUCGACUCUGGCACCAAUUCCGAGGCCCAGGCCGAGGCCCUGCGUAAACACGAGGCCGAGCUUUCCAACGCUCGAAAACAACUUGAAACCGAGGCAGCAACCCACGAAGCUGCUGUGGCUGAGUUACGGAAGAAACACAACGCCACCGUGGAGCAAAUAACAGAGCAACUUGAGGCCAUGAAGCGGGUCAAGGUGGCUAUGGAAACCUCUAAAUCCCAACUCGAGGCCGGCAAUGCCGACCUCACAAAUCAGCUCAACACCGCGUUGGCUGCUAAGGCAGAGUCGGAGAAAAAACGCCGCGCUAUUGAGCAGAAGUUGAAUGACAAAUACGUCAAGUUAGAGGAGUCUGAUCGCCUCAGGGCGGAUAUUGAGGAGCGCUUGAAUAAGACCUUGACCGAGUUGGAGGCAGCUAACAAGGCUCUUGAAACCUCCGAAGCAGAGGUUGCCAAACUGAGUCGAUCGGAGGGUAACAACGUCUCUAUGAUUGCCGAACUCAAACAGAAUUUGGAGGACGAGACGCGUGCCAAAUUGGCCCUACAGACUCGCUUGAGACAGGCAGAAUCAGAACGAGAAGAGGUGAAAGACAAAUUGGAUGAAGAGGAGCAGAAUAAACAAGCUCUUGAGAAGCAUGUUCAAAUGCUACAACAGCAGAUGGAUGACGUAAAGGCAAAAGUUGCUGAAGACGCCAAACAAAUUGAGGCCCUUGAGGACACUCGUAAGAAACUUCAGCGUGAUAAAGACGAAUUGACUAAUCGCAAUGAGGAGCUUUCAUCGCAGGUCGAAAAGUUGGAGAAAUCUCGUCGGAAAUUGCAAGGAGAGCUUGAGGAUGCCAAUCACGCCCUAGCCGCUCAACGCUCGGAUCAGGUAAACAGUGAGCGCCGUCUGAAGAAGCUGGAGGCCUCGCUGGCUGACGCCACGGCCAACGCCAAGCGCCUCCAGGAGGAGAAAGACCAGGCCGACCGGGACAUGCGCGAGCGCGAGACCCUCCUCUUGACUCGCGACCGCGAGCUAGAGGAUCUUCAGGACCGCCUCGAAGACUCUGAACGACUACGCUCCAACCUCAGCCGGGAGUUGGAAGAAUUAGUCUCACAUACCGACGAUACGGGAAAGAGCAAAAUCGAAUUAGAGCAGGCCAACUUCCAGUUGGAGAAUCAGCUCAAGGAACUAAAGCAACAAUUUGAGGAGCUUGAAGAUGAUCAAGCUCAGCUUGCCAUGGAGAAGCAACGUGCUGAUCUUCAAAUCAAUGCUCUCAAAACUCAAUUAGAACGUGAACUGGCAAGUCGUAGUGAAGGUUUUGAGGAACAGCGUCGGCAGUUGUUGAAACAGCUCCGAGAAGCCAAAGAGGAGUUGGAGGACGAAAAGAAGCAGCGCACGAGUGCUCUGCUUAUCCGUAAGAAACUUGAUGGUGACCUUGCAGAAGCCAAUCAGCGAGCUGAUGCCGCAGAGAGGCAGCGAGAGGAGACAGGGAAGCAGCUGAAGCGUCUUCAGGGUGUCAGCAUAGAACUCAAACGUGACCUCGAUGCAUCGCUGAAGGCGCGUGAUGAGGCCGUUACGGCGAUGCGCGACCUCGAAAAGCGGAUCCGUGUCGCGGAAGCUGAGCGCGCUCAGGCUCUGGAGGACCUGGCUUCCGCGGAGCGCAUUUGCCGGACUGCCAAGUCGGAGCGAGAUGAGGCUCUUGAGGAAUCCAAUGCUGCUCUUAACGCAAAGAAUACUCUGAUGGAGGAGAAGAAGCGCCUCGAAUCAGCGAUGUUGCAUCGGGACGAGGAACUCGAGGAGGCUCAGACUGCCCGGGAGGAAGCAGAAGAGCGUUACAAGCGUACUCUCGGACUGCUUGAACAGGCUCAGGUCGACUUGGGUUUGGAGAGAACCAAUGCGCAGCGCAUCGAGGCUCAACGUGCCACCUUUGAGAAACAGGCAAUCUACCUUGUUUGUGAGAAAUCUAACAUCACGUCUUUGCUCCAGAUCAAAGAACUGCGGGAAAAGUUGGCGGAGCAGGAAAGGGAUAGUGGCAAGCGACUGAAGUUGCAAGUUGCGGCCAUGGAGGAGCGGAUGGUUGCGAUGGAUGAACAAUUGGAAAAUGAGAACAAGGAGCGCCAGAAUGCAAAUCGCGCUGCCCGUCGGUUGGACAAACGCUUGAAGGAGGUAUUGCUGCAGGUAAGCACUUUAUUAGUAACAUAA